AUGAGGUUCAACAUGCCUGGAAACUCAUCAGAGCCUACUGGGACGAAAGCUCCUCCGACGAGGAAUCUUUACUACUCUUACGACGUGGGUUCGGUUCAUUUCGUUUAUAUCUCCACUGAGACGAAUUUUCUUAGAGGAGGGAGACAGUACGAGUUUGUAAAGCGUGAUCUAGAGUCUGUGAACAGGGAGAAGACGCCGUUCGUUGUUGUGCAAGGGCACAGGCCGAUGUACACUACGAGCAACGAGGUUAGAGAUGCGAUGAUUAGGCAAAAGAUGGUCGAGCAUUUGGAACCGUUGCUUGUGGAGAACGACGUGACGCUUGCUCUGUGGGGACAUGUUCAUAGAUACGAAAGGUUUUGUCCGAUGAGGAACAACACUUGCGGGAAGCUGUGGAGAGGAAGUCCGGUUCAUCUUGUGAUCGGUAUGGCUGGUCAAGAUUGGCAACCGAUUUGGGAGCCGAGACCGAACCAUCCAGGUCUUCCUAUAUUCCCUCAGCCUGAACAGUCGAUGUACAGGACGGGUGAGUUUGGGUACACACGUUUGGUUGCGAACAAAGAGAAGCUCACUGUUUCGUUUGUGGGUAACCAUGAUGGAGAAGUUCAUGAUACGGUUGAGAUGUUGGCAUCUGGAGAAGUAAUCAGUGGGAGCAAAGACGAUACUGUUAAGACCGUUCCUGCAUCUGCAACACUUGUGGGAAAAGCUGAGUCUAAUGUCUCUUGGUAUGUCAAAGGAGCAGGCUUGAUGGUUAUGGGUGUGCUUUUAGGGUUCAUUGUUGGGUUUUUUACCAAGGGAAAGAAAGGAUCUACACCUGAUAACCGUUGGAUCCCAGUCAAGAACGAGGAGACUUAA
Molecule: messenger RNA, 849 nt
Organism: Brassica napus (rape)
Lineage: Eukaryota; Viridiplantae; Streptophyta; Magnoliopsida; Brassicales; Brassicaceae
Product: probable inactive purple acid phosphatase 2
Exons: 1
Coding region: 1-849 (282 amino acids)
Molecular function (GO): hydrolase activity
Source: RefSeq, a predicted model, not a curated record